CUCUCCUACUUCUUCCCCGAGCCAACGACGGGCCAACGAAGGGCCAAAGAAGGGCCACCAUGCCGCUCACCGAUGAUCAGCUAUGGACCCUCCAAGUCGUCGAGCGCGUCGCGUCAGGCUUCUCCCUUUUGGGUAUAACUACUAUUAUCGUUACCUUUUGCUUAUCAGAACACUAUCGGAACCCAAUCCAUCGUCUCAUCCUCAUUAAUUCUUUCUUCAACCUAUUCGAUGCAAUUGCUACGAUGAUAUCCCUCAGCGGCCCAAGAGCGGGAAAUGGCUCAGCUUUAUGCCAAUUCCAAGGCUUCUUGAUGCAAAUGUUUCCGCCGGCUGAUGUACUGUGGACAACCGCCAUGGCUUUUGACGUCUUCCUUAUUGUCUUCCAUAGAUACGACGCAGAAGCUUUGCGCAAGCUUGAAUGGAAAUACUUCAGUGUGAUCACUACACUUGUAUCAAUUCCUGCGAUAGCCUUCCUCUUUGUCAACACACAAGAAAAAGGCCCCAUGUACGGCAGUGUAACCCUUUGGUGUGCGAUAAAUCCUAAUUGGGUACUCUUCCGCCUAAUAUUUUACUAUGGACCAAUAUGGUUUCUCAUUUUAAUUGCUAUGGUGUUAUAUGGCCUCAUCGGCGUGAACAUUCUCAAGCGAAAGCAAGCGUUCAAAGCAAUCAGCAACGACUCUUUUCCUCUGGAAACUAUAUCCCAUAACGACGGCGAUUCAGACGACGCCAACGCCCAAGAUGGGGAAUCGACCAUCACCCUAUACCGCCGGCCACCGCCCAGUCGAUCAACAUUAUCAUUUAGACAAUACGUUCUAAUGCCUUUGAUGAUAUUCAUCGUUUUAUUGGCGAUAUGGGUCGCGCCAACAACCAAUCGCGUUGCUUCAUUUACCAAUCCUGGUUAUUUAUCAGAUCCGCUUCUGCUUGCUGUUGGCGCAACUGGUUCGUUACGGGGGUUCUGGAACGGAGUUGUUUUUAUCACUAUUGGCAUGAAAGCUCGGAAAGGGAAAACAGGGGCCGGAUAA
Molecule: messenger RNA, 1019 nt
Organism: Pseudogymnoascus verrucosus
Lineage: Eukaryota; Fungi; Ascomycota; Leotiomycetes; Thelebolales; Thelebolaceae
Exons: 5
Coding region: 60-1019 (319 amino acids)
Biological process (GO): adenylate cyclase-activating G protein-coupled receptor signaling pathway; cell surface receptor signaling pathway
Cellular component (GO): plasma membrane
Molecular function (GO): G protein-coupled receptor activity
Source: RefSeq, a predicted model, not a curated record